Molecule: messenger RNA, 687 nt
Organism: Auxenochlorella protothecoides
Lineage: Eukaryota; Viridiplantae; Chlorophyta; Trebouxiophyceae; Chlorellales; Chlorellaceae
Product: Putative S-adenosyl-L-methionine-dependent methyltransferase
Exons: 4
Coding region: 1-687 (228 amino acids)
Biological process (GO): methylation
Molecular function (GO): methyltransferase activity
Source: RefSeq, a predicted model, not a curated record
AUGAAUCUCACGAAAGAGACCAUGAAGUGGGAGAUUGGGACCCAGCGCGAUGAUACUGGGCUGGGAGUCGUGCAGAUGUUGGACCAGUACAUAUUGCAUGCCACACUCACCGAGCACCCCGACAAACAGGAGGAUACCGUCCAGGUGGUGUUGCUGGGCGACGCCAUGGACACCCGCCCCUUCCGCCUGGACUGGCCCUCUGGCAUCGUCUUCUACCUGGUGGCCCCCACCGAGGCGCACAGCGUGGCUGCCAGCGCGCUGGCGGCCGCCGCCGCCCAGGCUCCCCGCGGCUGCCUGCUGCGUCGUGUGCGCACCGACGGCCCCCUCGCGCUGGACGCGGCGCUGGUCGCCGCCGGGUUCCGCGGCGACCGGCUGUCGGCCUGGCUGCUGCAGCGCCCCGGCUGCGGCGCCGGCUCCCUGCCGGGCCUCCUGGAGGGCGCCGGCGAGCUGGCGGCGCACGGCAGCCUUGUCCUGGGGGAGGUCCCGCCGGACUGGUCUGCGCGCCAUGCGCUGGACCAGCUGGCCGUGGCGGGCCUGCUGGGCGCGACGCGGGCGGCGCCAGGGGGCGCAGGGGUCGUGUUCCAUGCCACGCAGCAGCGCCUGUCGGCCCAGCAGGCGCAACUGUUCCGGGACCAUGUGGGCGCGGCAGAGGCUGCCGACGAAGACUUCUUCGGCAAUUUUUCCUGA